Molecule: messenger RNA, 1607 nt
Organism: Theobroma cacao (cacao)
Lineage: Eukaryota; Viridiplantae; Streptophyta; Magnoliopsida; Malvales; Malvaceae
Source: RefSeq, a predicted model, not a curated record
UAAAUAAAAAUCGAGUGUAAGUUUGAAACCAGGUAUUCUUUCUCCUGGAAGCUAAUGAAUUUGGGGAAAAGCGGUCUUGCCCUUUUGCUCUCCGUCUCAACACUCCCCCCCCUAACCCCAAGUACCGUCUCUAUUUCUUUUCUUGAUUGUUGUCAUAUAUUAAUCGUUUGGCAUGGAAACAAAGGUUCUUUCCACUGGAAUUCGCUACACUAACUUGCCAGAAAGUUAUGUGAGACCGGAAUCUGAGCGUCCCCGCUUGUCUGAAGUCUUGGAAUGCGAAAACGUCCCUGUCAUCGACUUGGGGUGUAAGGACAGAAGCCAAAUUACACAACAAAUUGCUCUUGCCUGCACUUUCUAUGGAUUUUUUCAGGUUAUUAAUCACGGAGUUUCCAAAGAAGCAACGGAAGGAAUGUUCCAAGUGGCGCAUGACUUCUUCGGGCUGCCGGUGGAGGAGAAACUGAAGCUCUACUCGGAUGACCCUUCCAAGACAAUGAGACUUUCUACCAGUUUUAAUGUGAAUAAGGAGAAGGUUCACAACUGGAGGGAUUAUCUACGACUGCACUGCUAUCCUCUCCACAAGUAUGUUCCCGAGUGGCCCUCUAAUCCUUCUUCCUUCAAGGAAAUUGUGAGCCAUUAUUGUGUAGAAGUUCGAGAACUUGGGCAUAGGUUACAAGAAUUAAUAUCAGAGAGCUUAGGCCUGGACAAAGAUUACAUAAAGAACGUUUUGGGGGAGCAAGGGCAGCAUAUGGCUGUGAACUAUUAUCCGCCAUGUCCGCAGCCAGAGCUGACUUAUGGAUUGCCAGGACAUACAGACCCCAAUGCUCUUACAAUUUUACUUCAAGACUUGCAAGUCGCGGGCCUUCAAGUACUCAAAGACGGCAAAUGGGUUGCAGUUAAUCCCCACCCAAAUGCUUUUGUCAUUAACAUUGGUGACCAAUUACAGGCAUUGAGUAAUGGGAAGUACAAGAGCGUGUGGCAUCGAGCCAUUGUGAAUGCUGAUAAGCCAAGGAUGUCUGUUGCUUCCUUUCUCUGCCCAUAUGACCAUGCCUUGAUCAGCCCUGCAAAACCUCUUACAGAAGAUGGAUCUGGAGCCGUAUACAGGGAUUUUACUUAUGCAGAAUAUUACAGUAAGUUUUGGAGCAGGAACCUGGACCAAGAACAUUGUUUGGAACUUUUCAAGAACUAAUACCAGCUCACCGUCUGGUUGAUCUUCGGUACUUAUUCUAUCAUUUUGUCGACUUGUCAGGAUCAACUGCCUGCUUGCUGGCAGUUACAGGCGUUGGUUUUAUAUUACCAAAAUGCAUAAUUAACUGCAGCAUCAGUAGAACUCCCCUUUAUUAUUCAUGGCAGUGUGCCAUUUUUUAAUGCAGCAUACUGCCAUAUGCUGGUAGCCUACCGUAACAUAUCCAUUUGUAGAACUUCCAAAUUUCUGCUGAUUGUGGUUUGAUUAUUGGUCCACAAAGAAGCAUGGGAUUAUUUUGUACUGAUGUUGCACUUCCCUAUAUUAUUGUAUUCCAGCAUGCAGGACAAUCUUAUCCGUCGUAAAGUGGUCUUAUGCAGGACAAUGUUAUGUGUAAUGAAAUGGUUCUUGCUGUUUGUGAAUGUAA